ACCUUUUUCAAAGUUUAUAAUCUUAAAUUAUUUAAAACAUGAUAUCAAUGUUUUGCUAUUUUCUUGCCUAUAAAAAAAUCCCACACCAAAGCACACAGUUAAGGGAAAAAAAAUGGCUUCUCUCUACGCAAAUUCUAAGAACACUCUUGUUAAUGGUUUGGACAAAUUCUCUGAUCCUAACUAUGUUUCAAUUUUCGACACGACGCUUCGUGAUGGAGAGCAAGCUCCUGGUGCCUCCAUGACGGCUACACAAAAGAUGGACAUUGCACGUCAGCUAGUCAAGCUUGGUGUUGAUGUAAUUGAGGCUGGUUUUCCAGCUUCCUCUGAGGUUGAGUUUGAGCUUGUAAAGUGUAUAGCACAUGAAAUUGGCAAUAGCGUAGAUGAAGAGGGCUAUGUACCAAUGAUUUGUGGUUUGGCGAGAUCUACUAAGGAAGAUAUCGAUAGAGCUUGGGAGAGCUUAAAGUAUGCAAAGACACCGAUGAUUCAUAUGUUUAUCUCGACAAGCGAUAUACAUAUGAAGUAUAAAUUAAAUAUGAGUAGAGAACAAGUUGUGGAGAGAGCAAGGAGCAUGGUGACUUAUGCAAGAAGUCUUGGGUUCAAGCAUGUUAGGUUUGGCUUGGAAGAUGCUACAAGAUCUGAUAAGGAGUUUGUUUAUCAUAUUAUUGGAGAAGUUAUUAAAGCUGGUGCAACAUGCAUUUGUGUUGCUGAUACUGUUGGAUGCAAUUUGCCAAAUGAAUUUGCACAACUAAUUGUUGACAUAAAAGCCAAUACAUUAGGUAUCCAAAAUGUGAUCCUUGCAGUACAUUGUCACAAUGAUCUUGGACUUGCUACUGCCAACACAUUAGCUGGAAUUUGUGCAGGAGUAAGACAAAUUGAUGUAACCAUCAAUGGUAUUGGUGAAAGAGCUGGAAAUGCUUCUCUAGAAGAGAUAGUAAUGGCCAUAAAAUGUCGUGGAGAGGAAGUACUAGGUGGUGUCUAUACUGGGAUUAAUACAAAACAUAUAUUCACCACAAGCAACAUGGUAGAGGAGUAUAGUGGGCUUAAGCUACAACCACAUAAGGCCAUUGUUGGCGCUAAUGCUUUUACUCAUGAAAGUGGAAUUCAUCAGGAUGGAAUAUUAAAGAACAGAGGCACAUAUGAAUUUAUAUCUGCUGAAGAUGUUGGAUUUAUUCGUGCUAGUGAACAUGGUAUUAAAUUGGGAAAACUCAGUGGACGUCAUGCAUUGAAAAUCAAAAUGCUUGAGGUACAAUACAUGUAUUAA
Solanum tuberosum (potato) is the source of this 1261-nucleotide messenger RNA. Its product is annotated as 2-isopropylmalate synthase A-like. The transcript has 8 exons. Lineage: Eukaryota; Viridiplantae; Streptophyta; Magnoliopsida; Solanales; Solanaceae. Gene Ontology annotation, molecular function: 2-isopropylmalate synthase activity. The record is from RefSeq and is a predicted model, not a curated record. Gene Ontology annotation, cellular component: chloroplast. Bases 113 to 1261 code for a protein of 382 amino acids. Gene Ontology annotation, biological process: L-leucine biosynthetic process.